AUGGCCUCAGGGCAGGGGAGGGGGCAGCAUGACCCAGACCUGGCCCCCCACCCCCAGAAGCCCCCUGAGGGGCUCAUGACUUCUGGAGGUGGUGCAGAGGGGCUCCCUUUGACCAGGAGGAGGAGCAAGAGAGAGAAGGGGCUCCGAGGGUCCCAGAAGGGCACUGGCAGCUCUGGAAAGGAGACCCCCGUCCCAGGCCCUGAGGCCCUGAGGAGCAGCAAGAACCCCUCUAGGACCAGAGGAGGGCAGGAGGCAGCGGCCCCUGCAGCCCUUGGGCCGGCUGCCCGUCGCCAGUCCCACCGGCGUCGUCCUGCCACCCAGCAUGACGCUGCUCAGAGGACUUAUGGGCCCCUGCUCGACCGCAUCUUUGGGCAGGACCGUGAGCUGGGCCCCGAGGAGCUGGAUGAGCUUCAGGCCGCCUUUGAGGAGUUUGACAGUGACCGUGAUGGCUACCUUGGCUACCGGGAGCUGGGGGCCUGCAUGCGGACACUGGGCUACAUGCCCACCGAGAUGGAGCUCAUCGAAGUCUCACAGCACGUCAAGAUGCGAAUGGGUGGCCGCGUGGACUUCGAAGAAUUUGUGGAACUGAUGGGCCCAAAGCUGAGGGAGGAGACGGCGCACAUGCUGGGGGUGCGGGAGCUGCGCAUUGCCUUCCGAGAGUUUGACAGGGACAGGGAUGGACGAAUCACGGUGGCAGAACUGCGACAGGCAGCACCGGCUCUGCUGGGGGAGCCACUGGUGGGUUCUGAGCUGGAUGAGAUGCUCCGAGAGGUGGACCUCAAUGGAGAUGGCACUGUAGACUUUGAUGAGUUUGUGAUGAUGCUUUCUGCCCAGUGAAGCUCUAGGAGGGAGAACACAUUGCCUCUCUGGCCCAGACCAUCAGGGCCCCAUGAUGGAAGCGACCCAGAAGCCCCCAGGCUUCUUCUGUUCCUGACACCUGGCCAGAGAGUUGUCUUGUGAUGUUACCUACCCACCCUACUCCUUGCCUCCCUCCCUAAGUUGCCCGAAAGAAACCUGCCCUCAACUGCCUGUCAUCCCCCGGUGUAUGCAAGAUUCAGAUCUCUCUAGCCCCUUGGAAGGUAGGGAGUUCCCUGGUGCUGGCUGCAUUCAAAGACAGAGCAGUGCUGGGAGGAUUCUG
Molecule: messenger RNA, 1138 nt
Organism: Manis javanica (Malayan pangolin)
Lineage: Eukaryota; Metazoa; Chordata; Mammalia; Pholidota; Manidae
Gene: CABP4
Product: calcium binding protein 4
Biological process (GO): visual perception
Cellular component (GO): cytoplasm
Molecular function (GO): calcium ion binding; calcium channel regulator activity
Source: RefSeq, a predicted model, not a curated record